CGUACGGACAGCAUUUGAAUUCGCUCGAGAUGGCAAGAACCAAGCAGACCGCUCGCAAAUCUACCGGAGGCAAGGCCCCGCGUAAGCAGUUGGCGACGAAGGCAGCCCGUAAAAGCGCGCCCGCAACCGGUGGUGUCAAGAAGCCGCAUCGUUAUCGUCCUGGAACCGUCGCUCUUCGUGAGAUCCGUCGCUACCAGAAGAGCACCGAGCUUCUGAUCCGCAAGCUCCCGUUCCAGCGGCUGGUUCGUGAAAUCGCUCAGGACUUCAAGACCGACCUCCGCUUCCAGAGCUCGGCCGUUAUGGCUCUGCAGGAGGCGAGCGAGGCCUACCUCGUCGGCCUGUUCGAGGACACCAACCUUUGCGCGAUUCACGCCAAGAGGGUUACCAUCAUGCCCAAGGACAUCCAAUUGGCCCGCAGAAUUCGUGGGGAACGUGCCUAA
Temnothorax curvispinosus is the source of this 440-nucleotide messenger RNA. Its product is annotated as histone H3. The transcript has a single exon. Lineage: Eukaryota; Metazoa; Arthropoda; Insecta; Hymenoptera; Formicidae. Gene Ontology annotation, molecular function: structural constituent of chromatin; protein heterodimerization activity; DNA binding. Gene Ontology annotation, cellular component: nucleosome. Bases 30 to 440 code for a protein of 136 amino acids. The record is from RefSeq and is a predicted model, not a curated record.